Molecule: messenger RNA, 1455 nt
Organism: Zasmidium cellare ATCC 36951
Lineage: Eukaryota; Fungi; Ascomycota; Dothideomycetes; Mycosphaerellales; Mycosphaerellaceae
Exons: 4
Coding region: 1-1455 (484 amino acids)
Biological process (GO): carboxylic acid metabolic process
Molecular function (GO): carbon-carbon lyase activity; pyridoxal phosphate binding
Source: RefSeq, a predicted model, not a curated record
AUGAGUAACAACGACUAUGUGCUGCCUUCCCGGCAAGCAUUGGACAGGUCCAGAUCGAAGCUCCUCAGCCUUCCCCAGCAAGGGCUUCGCCUGGAUCGAACAAAGCAACAUCUACAGGACGACAUAGUGCCAGGCUUGAACAGAAGUAGCCAAUCUCCCAACUUCUAUGGAUUCGUAACCGGCGGCGCCACCCCUUCUGCCACCCACGCCGACAACCUCGUCACCCUCCACGACCAAAACGUAGCGGUGCACCUGCCAACAGACACAAUCGCCACCGAAGUCGAAGAUGCCGCUCUCCGCAUGCUUCUCGAUCUCUUCCGCUUGCCUGAAGCCACCUGGAAACACCGUAUCCUCACGACCGGCGCCACGGCGUCCAACAUUCUCGGCAUGGCGUGUGGACGCGAGUACGCCAUCCAGCAGAUCGGGAAGCGGAAGGGGUUAGAGGUUAGUGUUGGCGAGGAGGGGCUGCUGGAGGCAUGUGCGAAGGCGGGUGUGGAGAAUGUGAGGAUCUUGACGACGGUGCCGCAUUCGAGUCUUGUCAAGGCGGCGAGUGUGGUUGGGCUGGGGAGAGGGAGUGUUGUCGAGGUGGGAAUGUCGCAGGGUAGGCAUCAUUUCGAUUUUCAACUGCUGGAGGAGAAGCUGCGAGAAGGUGCGGGCAAGACCGCAUUCAUCGUUGCUGUUUCUUGUGCGGAGGUCAACACUGGAUUCUUUGCUACCUCUGGCGGCGACAUGGAGAAGUUGAGAGAUCUCUGUGAUCAGUACGGUACCUGGCUGCAUGUAGACGCAGCCUUUGGUCUGCAAGCCCGGGUCCUCUCGCCUGAUGAACCAACAUACAGCGCCAUCGUCGACGGUACACGAGGCAUCGAGCUGGCGGAUUCCAUCACUGGAGAUGCCCACAAGUUGCUCAACGUCCCUUACGACUGUGGCAUCUUCCUCUCCCGCCAUCUCGCUCUCGCAACUCAAGUCUUCCAAAACGCCGGCGCGGCAUACCUCAACACCAGCGCCGCCGACAUUCCCUCGCCCCUGAACAUCGGCAUUGAAAACAGUCGUCGUUUCCGAGCCCUCCCCGUCUACGCCACGCUCACCGCCCACGGUCGUGAAGGAUAUCAAGACAUCCUCCACCGCCAAAUCGACCUCUCCCGCGCCAUCGCCAACUUCAUCUCCCAAACGUCCGGCUACGAACUCCUUCCACGCAUCCCACCAUCGUUCGACAAACCCAAAGAACAAGGCCUAAGCAGGAUCUACAUCGUCGUGCUCUUCCGCGCAAUAGACGACUCGCUGAACCGAGAGCUCGUCCAACGCAUCAACGCCACGAGAAAGAUCUUCGUCAGCGGCACGCAAUGGGACGGCCAGCCUGCUGCAAGAUUCGCCGUGUCGAACUGGCAGGUAGACGUGGAGAGGGAUUUGGAGUUGAUUAAAACCGUCUUGACAGACGUCCUAUCAGGAUCGAAAUAA